GUGUUCUAUAGUUUACAGUAUAUCACUGUUUUAAUUUAGCUUGAAAUUAUUUACAGUCAUGGAUUGAGAGCCUCAUCAGGAGAAUCCCUGGAAAAAUACCCAAAUUCAAUGACACCAAAGAAUGUGGAGUCCAUUGAAUCCCUGGGUGAAGGAGAAGAUGCAGAGUACCAUGUUGAUGAAGCUCUGGAAAGGAUGGCAGAGGCCAUAUUGCUUUUGAAACUGCUGGAAACAUCUUCAUUUUUUGAAACCCUACCAAUUAAAAACUGGGAAGUGGCUCCUGCUGAUGCUCAAUCCAAAGAACUUGACAGACUGUUCAUUGGUCAUUUAAUAUUCUUUCACUUGAAGACCAUGUCAGGACAGGUCUUUGAGAUCCCAUGCAAGAUUGUAAAGAAGAACCAGUUUGCUGAGGCAGCCACUGUGACUUUGGGAUUUGGACUCUUUCCCAGACUCACAUUCAUCAACCAUUCAUGUUUUUCCAAUUUGCAUGUUUCAACUGCUGCCAAUGGGGAGGUUGUGGCAAGGAUUGUAUAUCCAGUCAAGGAUAAUCAGGAGUUGACAAUUUCCUAUGGUGACAUUGGGUGGGACUUUGCUUGUGAAUGCCAAGCUUGCACAGAAAACUGGCCUCUUGCCUGGGACAUGAACCAGGACUUGGAGCUGUGCUGUCCAUCCUGCACAACACCUUUGCCAACAGAAGAAGUGAUUGACAGGGUCACAACAGGAAACACUUGCAUAUGUCCAACAUGUGAACAUGACCAAACCCAAGUCCUCUUGGAGCUGGCUGAUGAAUUUCUGUCAACUGACAACAAACUGUCAUCUUCAACUGCACUUUUUCCUAUUCCAAAAUCCUAUCAGAAGUCCUACAAACUCCUGUUUGUCAGUGGGCGCCCUGAAGCAGCUGCUCAUAUGAUGGAGUCUUUUUUGACCAAAUUCAGCUCACUUUUCAAGAUGCCCAGUUACCCCAUCACUCUGGCCACAACACACUUGUUCAACUGUUACAAUUUCAUGCAUAAUAAUGUUUUCUUUGAUGACUGAUUAAUCAUUGGGAGGAAUUGAAUAAAGGGUUUUGCAGAACUC
Notodromas monacha is the source of this 1074-nucleotide messenger RNA. The record is from the annotation of a GenBank genome assembly. Lineage: Eukaryota; Metazoa; Arthropoda; Ostracoda; Podocopida; Cyprididae.